ACAUUUGUUAUUGUGAUAAGAUUCAAAAUGUUGUUCCAUUUGUCCGUUUAUGAUUCAUUGCAUUUGUCAAGAUUCAUUGUUCAGUCUGCAGUCAUUGAGUCUUAACUGUUUCGACAUUGAAUUUUAUAUUUUAAUAUCGCAUAUUUGUUUUUCGUUAAUUGUUUUACCAAUCUCUUAAGAUGGUAUUUGUUUGUGCCGUUAGAAAGUGUGUGAACAGCAAAGUUAAAAGCCAAAAUAAGGAUUGUAAAUUACAUAAGAUUCCCAAUGAUAAAACACUUGUUCACGAGUGGUUACAAAAUUGCGAUAGACUUGAUCUUCGUGACAAGUCAUUGGAAUACUUGCUAAAGAAUGUACGAGUUUGUGGUAAGCAUUUUACAACUAAAAUGUUAAGUAAUCCUGAACACACUCGAUUGUUACCUAAAGCAGUACCUACUGAAUUUGGUGAGUAAAUAUAAUUUACAUAUUUUUGGCUAACAUAAAAUAUUUAGCUAUAGCCCACGAUAUAUAAUUAUUGAUUAUGAUUUAGAAUUGUGUUAAUUGAUAUGCUCAAAUUGUUACAAAAUAGAAAUACAUGCAAUAUUGUAUACACUUUUCAUCGACCUUUAAUAUUAUUGUUUAACGCGCUAUUAUUAUUUUAUUGAAUUUAAAGUUUAUCACCUAAAUAUAGUCUUAGAUAUAUUAUUAAUUUAAUAAUAAUAUUUGUUUAGAAUUAACGAAGGAUUAUUUGUAACUUAGAUUUCAACUAUAUUAAUGUUAAUAAAUGUAAUUAAAUAAUUA
Molecule: messenger RNA, 777 nt
Organism: Myzus persicae (green peach aphid)
Lineage: Eukaryota; Metazoa; Arthropoda; Insecta; Hemiptera; Aphididae
Product: 52 kDa repressor of the inhibitor of the protein kinase-like
Exons: 2
Coding region: 180-449 (89 amino acids)
Molecular function (GO): sequence-specific DNA binding
Source: RefSeq, a predicted model, not a curated record